UUUUCAAACUCUGCACAGGAAAUUUUCAGACUCGCCAGCCUUUUCUUCUGGUCCAACUUCGCAUUAGUGGAAGGAAGGGUGGGUUGACACUUGAUCAUCAUGCAUCUUCCUCCCUUGUUCUGUCUUUUUUUAAUGGCCCAUGUCUGUGUUGGUCAUGAGCUGGGGGCUUCAUAUCACGGCCAUCGGAGCUGUCCCUAUCUCUAAGACGAUGGCCUCGGACGACACCAGGAAAAAUUCCAACAAGGAACAGAUUUUCAUGGGGAAAGACGGCGAGGAAGAGGCUGACAGCUGCGAGGAGGAGUGGCUCAGGAGGCAGAUGAGCGAAGCCAGUCCCUGUGCAACAGAGGAGGAGGAGGAAGAAGAAGAAGGCAAAGGAACUCCUCAAGGCAUUGACUUGGGUCCAAGAAUUAGCCUCAAGUCCGAGAUCGAAAAAGACAAGGACGACGAAAGCCUCAAGAGGUGGAAGGAGCAGCUCUUAGGAAGUGUCGAUCUCAACUCAGUAGGAGAGAAUUUGGAGCCAGAGGUUGAGAUCCUGAGCCUUUCGAUCCUCUGCUCCGGUAGGCCAGACAUUCUUCUCUCACUCCCUCUCGAGCCAAACCACAAACGUGCUUGGUUUACUCUGAAAGAAGGCAGCCACUACAAGCUCAAGUUCACCUUCGUCGUCCGCAACAACAUCGUCUCCGGCUUGAGCUACACCAACACAGUCUGGAAGGCCGGCAUCAAGGUGGAUAAGACAAAAGAUAUGCUCGGCACUUUCAGCCCUCAGCUUGAGACUUACACCUAUGAAACAUUAGAGGAGAUCACCCCUUCUGGCCUCUUUGUAAGAGGAUCAUAUUCUGCAAGAAUGAAGUUUGUCGACGACGAUGACAAGUGCUACUUGGAGAUCAACUACGGCUUCGAUAUCCGAAGAGAAUGGGCAUCGACAACAAAUUGAGAAGGAACUAUUUUUUUUCCUUUUGGCAAGUUCUUGCAUUUGUUUAUCCUUUAGAGACAAAUCUGAACUCCUAUGAAUGAAUCCAAGUCCUCUUUCUUGUUUCCUUUAUUACUCGAGACUGGAAUUCGAUUGGGAAUGAACUACUUUUGUUGUUUCAAGCAUCAUUUUGAACUUUUUCUGAUUUGGGAUUAU
This is a messenger RNA of Zingiber officinale, 1126 nucleotides long. Its product is annotated as rho GDP-dissociation inhibitor 1-like. Lineage: Eukaryota; Viridiplantae; Streptophyta; Magnoliopsida; Zingiberales; Zingiberaceae. The transcript is spliced from 5 exons. Gene Ontology annotation, molecular function: Rho GDP-dissociation inhibitor activity; protein binding. Bases 140 to 934 code for a protein of 264 amino acids. The record is from RefSeq and is a predicted model, not a curated record. Gene Ontology annotation, cellular component: membrane; cytosol; cytoplasm. Gene Ontology annotation, biological process: Rho protein signal transduction.